AUGUUCAUUGGUGGUUCAUUUGCACAUAUGUGCGCCGUUGAGGAUACUCUCCUGGGGUGUACCCAGCCAGAUCAGCAAGAUGACUUUGAGUAUUGGAUUCGCCGCUGCCUGGACGAGUUCACUGCAUCCGCUUGCAGGGGAGAGGCGAUUCCAUUGACUGUGGAGAUGGUGCGUUUCCGCUUCAGCGAGCACCAUCAUCGUUUCCGCCUCGUCAUCGAGAGCAGGGUGACGCUGGUCCCGGCCCCGACGGCUGGCGAGCCAUGGCCCACGGGCCUCGGCCAGCCCCAGCGCGUGGCAAAGCUCGUCUUCGAGAGGCCCGAGUGGAUCCAGGGGGAAGGUUGGAGCCGGCUCCGGCGCGCCCGCGCGCCCGUGCCCGCCGUCGCCCAGGGACCUGUGGGCGACACGUUCACGCCCCGGUUCGGCGGCGACGGCACGAGGGGCUUGGGCAGCGGUGGGCCAGAUUACCUCAUUGCGCUCUGA
Prorocentrum cordatum is the source of this 480-nucleotide messenger RNA. The record is from the annotation of a GenBank genome assembly. Lineage: Eukaryota; Dinophyceae; Prorocentrales; Prorocentraceae.